Mizuhopecten yessoensis (Yesso scallop) is the source of this 7430-nucleotide messenger RNA. RefSeq names its product rho guanine nucleotide exchange factor 17-like. The coding region runs from base 427 to 5514 and encodes 1695 amino acids. NCBI's taxonomy places the organism in Eukaryota, Metazoa, Mollusca, Bivalvia, Pectinida, Pectinidae. Gene Ontology annotation, biological process: actin cytoskeleton organization. Gene Ontology annotation, molecular function: protein binding; guanyl-nucleotide exchange factor activity. The transcript has 23 exons. The record is from RefSeq and is a predicted model, not a curated record.
CUUUGUGCUGAAAGGGGAGAACGGGGUUACAGAAUCUCAAAAUGGCGGAGGGUUUUACCGAAGUUUAUCAAGAUGAGGUGAUAUGACUACAGGAGCAUGGUGGAGGCUAGUGAGGAGCCGACCUGUGGUCACUGUGCGGAGAGGCUGAUGACCACUGCUUGACCAAGGGAUUUACUGGACCCUACAGACGAUGUAGUGGGAUUUGUUGAUGUGUUUGUUUAUAGGUGAAGUUCGUUAUUGUGUUUUAGACGCGAGUGGAAGCUAUGUUGUGUUUGUGAAGCGGUGAAUCUUUCCUUUUUGUACAUAGUGUGUAUAAAGGUUUUUUUUGUGGUAUUUAUCAUUACUGUGUACAGAUGUUAAUUAUUGAAAUUCAAGGAGUUUUACCAAUGCUGUGUUAAAAGAUUUCAUCACAUUUUGUCCAUAAAUAUGGAAGACCCGACAAUGGAAGAGCAGACUGAAGCAAACAUUGAACCAGAAACAGAACAAAACAAUGUCGAUUUAAACCCUGAUUUAGAUCCAGAAUCUGAUCAGGAACCGGAAACAAAGGAUGAGGAGGAUAAACUUGAACCAGAUCAGGAGGAGGAUACAGAGGAGGAACAACCAAGAUGUUCUGUUUCACCAAAGAUAGCCAGGCCCAAACUUCCGGAAUUCACUGGGAAUGGACGUAUUUCUAGUCAUACUCGUUCUAAAACUGACCCGGGAAGGGGAGGGGAGAUCAAGGCCAUCAUUGAUAAAACAAUGGAAGAUAUCAAAGAAUUAAACAAAGUGGACUUCACAAUUUAUAACCGUCCAAAAGUCUUCCCCAAACCUCUACACCAAAGAUCUCAGUCCACGCACGCCUCUCCCCGUGCUUCCCCAACCCCAGGCUCUCCUUCCGUGGAGGAGAAAGUCUCCGCACUCAACAGGAACCGAAGUCGUAGUCUGAAAGUGCUCACAGACAUGUUGAAGAGCGGGCGAGGUGGUAAUGAUUUCAGGUCGGGCAACAUUCCAGACGUGGGAAAUGAUGUCAAGUCCAACAGUGACAGUCAGCUGCUUCCUCGCCGAAAGAGGGAGGGCAAGGAGUCCAGUGUUGAGCGCCGGUCAAGCUCUGACGGUCAGCUGCAGGCUAGGCGUCAGGAUUCUUCAGGGGCCUUAACUCACGAGUCCCGAGGGUCUGGUGCUCGCACUCCAGACAUUUAUUCCCAUCAGAAAGAAUUUGGGCAGUCUGAUAGGCAUUAUAGUGAUCACAAUGAACAGAAGCGUAAAGGGGGCACACUUCCUCGGUAUAGGCAGGAGUCUGGCAAAUUCAGGCGAGCUAAAAGUGAAGUGCGCAAAGCUGCACCUGUAUCUGAUGAUGAGGGGCUGGACGUUACGUCAGAUCAUGAGUCUGGAGGUCACGGUUUGGUGAAACCUUUUCAUUCAAUCGACACAAACUCUAAAUUUUUCACACUAUACAAGACUAACCCUUCAAAGAGAAGACCUCAUUUUAGUGGUUUUGUAAAGACACGCUAUCAAUCUAAUUCUCAGGGCGAGGAGCAGGGGACUAGGCCAGAUGAUCAGAUUGGUUCAGCCAGUAGAAGGUUCACACGACUUGAGCUUACACCACUCACCAGCAAGGCGGCCAAAAGCCGACUUUCAUCCCUCAGACAUGUGACUCAUCCUCCGCAGUCACAAACAACAUUCCGAGAGGGCGGAACAAUGGACUCCAAUGGGUUUGGAACACUUUUGAAGUCUCCGAGCACAGAGAGUCCUCCGCCUUUCCCUGGAGAGGCGGAGAAAACAAGUGACCUGUCACUAACUGACAGUCAGACUGGCCAGAGUGACAGCAUGGACGAGGCGUCGUACAGCGAACAGGAUGAUCAGAGCGAGGCUCAGACAGAGUCAUGUGAUAAUGCCAGUGACGUAGACACCAUCAAACCAGCAGAGAAAAAAAGCAACGGGAAAACUUUAAAACAGAAAUCCAAGAGUGAUCCAAGUUCUGACAAAAGUCAGUCGAUUGAUCAGUCAGAACUGCCUCAAUUGAUUACUGUGUCUCAAAGCACUCCUCACUUGUCCACGGAUGGUAGCCAGGAUAUUGAGGAGGAGGUAACUCCAGACACAACCAUUGACACAGACAGUCAGGAAGAGGAUAGACGACGCCGGACCCUGAGCGCUCACCAAUCAUUUGAUGAUGAAGUGCCGCUUCAGUUCGAUGCCACCAGUAGUACUGGUGGAAGUGGUAGUCCCAUGUCCUACUCAAUAGAGGAGGAGGGAUUGUUGUCCCCCGAUAGUGAUGGCCCACCCCCUAGUUUUGUGUCGGUGAUGUACGGGGUGACUUCUGCUCCGUCCACACCUGUCAAUCAGUCCCCGACAAACACGCUGGAACGUACCAACUAUCUCAAUGUCCCAACCAGUGUCACAAUCUCUAGCACUUCCAACAAUAAGAAAUCUAUAGGGCGGAGUGCAAGCUCAGCCAGUGUACUCCAUCGGGAACGGAAGUUCUCCGGAGGUAGCAAGGACAAGGAAAAUAUACGUAAACACAGUGUCACUAUCGGUGAUGACUCCGCAGCCACACCGAAACCAGAGUUGUUCCCCUUGGGGGACAGUAGUGGCAUGCAGGCUCUGAGUAUGCCCAGUAUGACCUCCACAUGGAAGAAGGAGCGAGGACCCUCUAUGUCUCCAGAAAGGGACCAGUCUCUAGUCAAGGACAAACGAUACCACAUUGUUGAAGAGUUUUACCACAAUGAAAAAGAAUAUGUAGAGGCGUUGCAGAAACUCAAAGAUAAAUACAUGACCCCGCUAAAAGUGUCGAGCAAUAUAGACGAGUCGAUAGUGGACAACAUCUUCUACAUGAUACCGGAGAUCCUUACCCACCAUACUAUCUACCUGGACUUCCUAGAGAAUGUGUGGGCCAAGUGGGACACCAAGACCAGCACCAUUGGAAACAUUAUCAUCGGCAUUUUUUCAAAGCAGACGGUGGUUGAUAGCUAUCUGUCGUUUGUGGAGAACUACAGAACAUCUGGGAAAGUCAUAGAGAAUGCCCUGCAGACCAAGUCCUCGGUGCAGAAGUUUCUAGAGCAAUGCCAAAGAGACAGUGGAAGUAAAUUGUCCAUGAAGGAUCUUAUCGUCCGUCCCAUCCAGCGAAUUCCUCGUUAUGAACUCCUCAUACAGCGUCUGAUAGAGAACACACCCCAUGACCACCCUGAUUUCCCCCUACUGAAGGAGGCAGAGCGGGUGAUGCACAACUUUGCAAUCAAGCUGGGCACCAAUGAAAGCCAGCUUGAGGAGGACCAACAGAGUACACUUAAGAAGCUUGAGGUUCUUGUCCCAGACAUGUCCCCUUUGGUUGCCCCAGACAGACAGUACCUCAAACAUGACAUGGUUCAGAUUCUGACAAGAAAGGACCAAUGCUGUAUAUGGAUAUUUUCCGACCUGGUCAUAUUCAGCAGUGUGAAGCGUCGUGGUGGACCAGUGACACGUAAAGUCUCUGUUAUUCUGAAAUCUCCGACUGGAAAUGAAUAUGCAGAAAAUAUUAAACAUAAGGUGUGGUUGCGGGUUGGACUGGAUAACAUAGAAAUAGUCAAGAGUCAGCUUCCACCCAUUAAGAAGAGUUCGCUGGACCCGGAUCAAUUGGAGGAGGACAUCAACAUUCUGACGGAGAUGACUGAAAUGACCAAUAAACUCAAUUAUCCACAUUCUAGUCUGGAUGAUGUCGUGAAGGAGAUGCUGGCAUCUUUAAAUAAACAACUUUCUGAAGUUAGCAUACGAAGUCCAUCCUUAGAGUCAAAUAAAAUGGAAAUUCUAGUCACAACACAGGAAGGGGUCUAUCCCCUGGAGAUCUGCUUCAGUUCCGCUGAGAAGCGAGCCAUCUGGGAGUCAACGUUACUGGAUGCCAAACAGAAAUUAUCGCUGCUAUCGGACAAGAGAGCACCAGAGUUUCAGCAGCCUUUACAGAUUACGAAGACGAGAGCUGGCAUGCAGUUUUCCUGUGCGGCCCCCAUUGAUGGCCUCAACAACAGUGGUUACCGUGACGUGUGGGUGUGUAACAGCGACGGAUACGUGGGUCACAUGUGUCUACUGAGCCUCCAACCUGAACCAAUCGUCACCCUGAACACACCUGUGCCUGGCUGCAAUGCCCGUAUCCUGUGUAUAUGUGCAGUUCCUGCUUACAGUGGUCCAUUUAGAAGGAAGAGUAGCUCUAAGAAAAACCUCCACAAACACUCGGUACCAUCAGUGGCAGAGGACAGUCCUGAGAUCAAUAUCGAGGAGGUGGACGAUGUGUCGGAGCCCGAGGAGGACGCAACCUCUGCUGGAUACCAAACAGAUUCAGAGUCGAGUGAGGAAGAAGAGGAGGAGGAGUUGGAAGAGGAAGUAGAAGGAGAGAAAGAGAUGGAGGGAGAGGAGGCACAACAGGAGAAAGACGAAGGCAGCAGUGAGACUGUGUUUGAUAACAAACCCAAGGAUCUGUACUUAGGAGAUUCCUCGGAGGGUAAGGCAAGUCCUGUGUCCCAGCUGAUCAAUCUUGACCCCUUCACCAUGACCGGUAACUGGCUUCAGGACGCUCACAAGAGUACAAUGUGGCUGGGCACGGAGGAUGGCUGUAUACAUAUAUUCCAAUGCACAGACAAUAUUAAAACCACAAAGAAUAAACUCAAGAUUCACCACGGGUCCCCAGUCUAUUGUAUAGUAUAUUUAGACAACAAGGUGUUUGUUUCCUUGGCCAAUGGGGACCUGAUCGUGUACAAGAGAGACUCGGAUGGGAUCUGGGACACAGAAAACCCAUACACACGUACCGUUGGCAGUGUCAUCUCUCCUAUCAGUCGCAUGUUAGCUGUGGCAGGCAAGCUCUGGUGCGGCUGUCAAAACGUCAUGAACGUCAUUAACCCUCUCACUCUCCGGAUAGAGACGACGUUCCAGGUGACGACAGAUUCUAGUCGGUGUAUCCAAUGCCUGGUGUGUGCGGGGCAGGGCGUGUGGCUCGCCUCACAGCACAGUUCAAAGAUCUCCCUCUAUCAUGCCACAUCAUUCGAGCCACUGCUUGAGGUCAACAUAGCUCACUCUGUGGCUCAGAAACUUCAAUCGGCUGAUGACAUCAUUCGACAACACAAGGCGGCUUGCCUGCGGAUCACAGCUCUGCUGGUGUGUAAGGACUUGUUGUGGGUGGGCACCAGUGCAGGGGUCAUCCUCACCAUACCCAUGCCACGCAUCACUUCCACCUCCACGCGGGGCUCCAUAUCAACCCCUUCAGUUACAGGUCUGGUGUUUGGUCACACGGGACAUGUAAGGUUUCUGACAUGUGUAGAACUAACUGCUCCAUCAUCUCCAACAACGCCCAAACCCCGAACUGAAGAUGAGGAAACCGAGGACAAACCAGACAAUCUUGCAAUUCACGACAUUCACCGACGAUCUUCAAUGGCGGCCACAACAGCCACCAUGGCAACAAGGAUGUUGGUCAUAAGUGGUGGCGACGGAUAUGAAGAUUUCCGCAAUAAUUCAACCAACGAGGUUGCAGGGCGGGACGAUAGCACCAAUCACCUGUUGCUAUGGCAGGUGUGAUAUUGGAGAGGUCUGUUUGGUUGAAUAUCACAUUGACAUUAUAGCCAAAGAUAAUUAUUUAUACAGUUUCUUGUGUUAAACAUGAGAAACUAUUAUUGUAAAUUGUUUUGUAUGUAGACUGACGACGUGUGGAGGUCGUCGCGUUACCUGUGCGAACGAGGACUGUCAAAGCGGUGACAGAGCUAUUCGUACUUCUGUUCUUACAUUCUGUCUUUCCUAGAUACAAUCAUACAGUAGACUGAAGCAUCUGUAUUUGUGAUAUUGAGAUUCUCAACAAAAUCUGACUUGUUACAAUUAUUUGUUGUGAAGCUGCGACAUUUCUGGAGAAAAAAUGUCUCAAGAACUCUACAAUCAAUGAUUUUCUUCCAAUGUAACGAAGAGGGCUGUGAAAUACAAACAAUUUAGUACUGGACUGGAGCAGUGUGAUGAUACACAUCAAACCCUCAACUGCUCACAAACAAUACUCUCAAAACUUCGAACGUUGUGAUGGAUUCUGUUUUGUUUGUCAAAUUAAGCGACAUUCUUGAAGCUGCAAGCUACAUUUGAAGCUUCUUGGCAACAUGUAAUAAUGUGCAAAUUAAUGAGAGGUGCUUAUUCAGGGAUGAAUUUUCGCUUAUUUCAAAAUGGUGCUAUUGACAAAAGAAACGGUAAUAUUUUUGCAUUUAGUGAACUUGUUAUUUGAGUUUUAAUAUAUGAUUGUUUGUAAGGCGAUUUGCCAGAAAGUCAUGCAAUUGAGAAGGUGCUAGAAUUAUACACUAUGCAUUACAUAUAAAUUUAGAUCUACCCAUACAUCAUUUCAAAUUCUGAUUACAAAUUUGUCAUACGGUAGUACAAUUUCGUUACCUCAUAAUUGUAUUCUUCUUAGCUGUAGAACUGAUUUAGUACUGACAACGAUUUCUUAUGAAUGUUCAAGAAUGGAAUAAAAUUUUCAGGAUCAUUAACUCAUUCGCCCCUGACGUUUCAUAAUGAACUAUUCCAACCUUUGAACUGGAAGAGUUCAAAUGUGUCUUCAGGGGUGAAUGAGUUAACAGUGGUUCUAGACUACUUGCAAAAUUUAUUUCAACUUUUAAAAGAAUUUAUGUGAUGUUAGAAUGGAACGGAACAAAUUUGGUAUGAUACCCAUUGAGACUAUCCUUCAACAGCGAUUCAACCUAAAGACAAAAUCGUCAUUAGUUAUUAGACACGAUAGUGGCUAUUGUUAAAUUGACCGCUGUUUCUGGAUGUUUCAUACAAAUAAUUGUAGUGGACCAAGGCAGGACUAGUGUAGGACAGAAAGGUGGGUAUUUAUGUAUUAAACAAACGUGGGCUUUUUUCCUUUUACCAGCGUAAGUGGUACGGAACCUAGUUUGUUUUUCCUGUUAAUUCUUAUUCACAAUGCAUUUAUUUUAAAUCACCCUCACAUUUUACUAACUUCUUUUAGUAAGUUACAGUGGUACUCGUUAAAUCUUGUACUAUUCAUAAUUCAAGCACAGUAUUACAGAUUCUGAAGUUUUUUUUGCUUGGGUUAUCUCCCUUUGAUUAUAUAUAUAUAUAUAAAAAAAAAAAAAGUAAAAAGCUCAGAAAUUGACAGUCCCAUGUUCCGUUAAUAAAAACUGAUGUAAAACAACAAUGGCCCCAAUUGAUGAUCUUGCAAAGUUGAUUGUUUUGUUGGGGAAUAACAAUAAUUUCUUUAACACAUUUAGCAUCUUUUCAAACAUCCUCGAUAUCCAGGGGUUAUAUACGCUCACUUACGCUCUCUACACCCCUGGAUUGUGUCAUAAUAAAAUUGAAGGCACGAAGAUAGCCGUUUGAUUGGUCUCAGGAAAAAGAUACUGACCAAUCACCAGGCUGAUACCUGUGCUUUGAAGAUUACAAAGGAGAGACGCCCGACUUCAAAGCCUGUCAAUUUUUACCGAUAUGUAACCGCGAGUGCGCAC